Symbiodinium sp. CCMP2456 is the source of this 1404-nucleotide messenger RNA. The record is from the annotation of a GenBank genome assembly. Lineage: Eukaryota; Dinophyceae; Suessiales; Symbiodiniaceae.
AUGGUAGACGAGGCGGUUCAACCCAACGUCAUCAUUUACAGCUCAUUGAUCGGUUGCUUCGGGGCUUCGCAGUGGGCGACGGCGGUGGCCGUGCUCGCUGGUACGGUCGCUCAGGGCCUUCAGCUGGAUGUCGUGGCCUUUGGCGCUUGCAUCAGCGUUUGCGAGAAGGCCAGCCAGUGGCAGGCAGCCGUACAGCUGCUGAAAGACAUGGACGACUGUGGCAUGACGCCGAGUGCCAUCGCGUGCAAUGCGGCCAUUGCUGCUUGCUUUGACCAAUGGCCCGUUGCGCUGUCGCUUUUGCACAGGGCACCUUUGACGGAUGCUGGGUCUUUUGCCGCCGUCAUAACGUCGCUGGGUCGUGGAACGCAGUGGGCGCAGGCACUGUCGCUGCUGGACGAGAUGGAGGAGCGAGGCCUCCAACCCGACAUCAUCGCCUUCUCCUCGGGCAUCAGCGCCUGUGAGAAGGGCGCACAAUGGGAAACGGCUUUGGUCCUGCUGGGAUCGAUGGCGCACAAGAAGGUGCCUCCGAAUGUGUUCUCCUACGCUUCGGCGGUGAGCGCCUGCGAGAAGUGCCAGAAGUGGCUGGAAGCGCUGCGGCUUGUAGAGGUGAUGCCCAGCAGGAAAGUGACUCCGAAUGUCGUGGUUUACAGCGCAGCGGCCCGCGCUUGCGAAGAAGCCUGGCCUUGGGCCUUGCAGCUGCUGGAGCAGAUGUUCCUGGAGACUGUAGAGCCAAACGACAUGACGCUGAGCGCCAUCAUGGUGGCCGUCAGCGAGCAAGGCCUAUGGGAGUACUGCCUUGGCAUCCUGCAAUCCUACAGGUCAUCCGUACAAUGCCCGAACACGGCAGCCUUCAACGCAGCCAUCUCGGCAUGCGAGAAGGGCAAGCGUUGGCAGAUGGCACUGGCUUUGAUCUUCGAGAUGUCGCAGAUAGAAGUGGAGAGGGAUGUUGUCACCUACAGCGCUGGCAUCAGUGCUUGUGAGAAGGGCCUCCAGUGGCAGCGCGCCGUCGGGAUGUUCGCCGAACUCCUGAAGUCUGCACAGUUACCGGAUAUUAUGGCCUUCAACGCUGCCAUCAACGCCUGCAAAAAGGAAGACAGAUGGUGCGAGGCGACCCACCUGGCAUCUCUGAUGAAGGAGAUGAGAUUGGAGCCGGAUGUUAACACCUUUAUCGCACUUGCCGCUUCGAUGGAACGCACGGGGCAGUGGCAGCAGAUCCUGUGUCUGGUGAAGGAGCGAGGCGAAUUAAAGCGGGAUCUGAUGAUACAGCGCUUGGUAUCCUUGGCAUGUCAGCGAGGUGGCCUUUGGGAGCUGUCCUUGCAUUGGCUUGCUACCAUGGAGGCGUCGCAACAAGAUCCAGGCCAUGCCGCUUUUUCUCGGAGUCUGUCCGCCGGUUUGGCAGUCUGA